Molecule: messenger RNA, 3389 nt
Organism: Anopheles merus
Lineage: Eukaryota; Metazoa; Arthropoda; Insecta; Diptera; Culicidae
Product: probable glutathione peroxidase 2
Exons: 3
Coding region: 591-2225 (544 amino acids)
Biological process (GO): regulation of transcription by RNA polymerase II; response to oxidative stress
Cellular component (GO): nucleus
Molecular function (GO): glutathione peroxidase activity; DNA-binding transcription factor activity, RNA polymerase II-specific; RNA polymerase II cis-regulatory region sequence-specific DNA binding
Source: RefSeq, a predicted model, not a curated record
AGGUUCUUCAACAACACCAAAGAGCUAUUUUUUUUUGACAGACCUUUGUGUCAGUGUGUCUGGUCGGUAUGUUUUCAUUCACUAGCUCGGCGCAGACCCGCAGGGGGUGGUGGUGAAGAGAUCUAUGCUGCCGUGCGGUGCGUCACCUACACAGUGAAAAUCUUUUAAGCCGGUUAGCUUACCGGGUAAGGGCCGGCAGGCAAAGUCGCGGAUUUGUGUUGUUUCGUGUGAGUGUGUGGUAUUUUGUUGUGUUGUUUUUUUUUUUUUGCUCGCCACUGGGCACACACAUGUUUUGUGUGUGGACCAAACAGUUCAGUCUCAGUUCGACAGUGACCGAAGACGCAGUAGGCCGUACUAUACCAUACCAGCCGACUGGCAGAGUUCAGUGCGUUCGAGCGCGUCACAAGCAAGGUUUCGAAAAGCUCCCUGCUCCUUCCCUCCACCUGAAAUGUCAUUCGCGGUAACCGAAACGAACUAGGGAGAGCGUGUGCGUUUGAAAGCGUUCGCCGUUGUUGAAAGUGCCUGCUGUGCCGGUACGAAGCAGUAUUAGGUUGCGAUCUGAGCCCCUGUCUCCCCUCUCCCGCUCCACGAUGGAUAACUUCGAGCGCAUACUGGUCGAUGUCGACUGCAGCCGGUACGAGGAGGACGCCUUUUCGCUGCUGGACAAAUCGCGCGACGUCAACAUUGUGCGCGACCUGCGCUCCUCCACCGUGUCCGCGUUUGAUCAAACGAGCUUCCCCCAGCUGAACAUCUCCUCCCGGACGCAGCUCAAGCAGCAGCUGUUUCGCGAGCAGAUCAAAAACAGCGAGACGGGCCCGCGGUCGAUGGUUACCUCGCCCGGGCCGCCCGUCCUGUCCGUCCGGCUGCCGCUCGAAAACAUCGACAUCGAGCUGCCGAAGAAGGUGCUGCAGGUGGAGACGCGGCUCGAAAACCCGACCCGCUACCACGUGAUCCAGAAGCAGAAGACGCAGGUGCGCGAGUACGUGACCGCCGCCCUCAAGCUCACCAAGCAGAACCUGGUGCGGGAGUCGUGCCGGCACACGCGGCUCAUGAUACUGGGAAGGUUGUACGAUUCGUUCAUCAGUACGAAGCCGGCGAGCGCGGGCAGCGGUGGAGCCGGUUCGCAGACUGCCCCAGUGCCUGGAGCGGGCGGUGGUGUCACUCCCGCCAACGGGGUCUCGCUUGGUCCAACCGCCGCCCCGAACGGACCGGGCAAGGCAAUGGGCAGCAUGGUGGUCGGUGGUGCGCCGGCGGUGACCGCCGGGUCCGCCCAGUCGUCCGGUACGCCCUCCGCCACGCCCACGAUCGAGCAGCAGCAGGAGUGGCGGCUGGAGAUGAAGCUGUCCUGCCGGUUCGGCAACAAGCUGUACCAAACGUUCGUGGACGAGUUCGACUACGUGCGCGACCUGCUCGGGCUGAUCCGGUUCGAGAUACCGAAGUGGGUGUUCGUGGUGUCGGAGUUUGAGGACGAGAUAUCGUCGUACGAGUGCAACCGGGCGGCCCGGGCGGCACAGCAGGCGGCCGUCGCUGCCGUCGCCGCCGAUCAGGAGUUCCUGGUGCGGCCCGGUCUGGCCGGCGAGAAGGGCUCCAAGCACGAGAAGUUCAUCGAGCCGGAGGUGCGCGAUCGCAUCAAGAAGGACAAUCACAACUGCAGUAGGUAUUUGUGGCGCGCCACGGGGCCUCGGUGGUCCACGGCGCUAUCGAACCGUCAGGGAGCAUUGUAUGGGGGUUUUGCCGGGCUGCUGCUGCUAACGUAUUUGUGCCGUGCCGUGAGUUGGCACGUGCAUCCGCCAUUUGAAGCUAAUGUGAUGAUCGAAACGGUUGUGCAGGUUUUUCGUUUUCCUGCCAAGAGCUCAUCCAGAGCCUGUUCAUAUUGCGUAUGUCAUCUUGUUUUUUUUUUGUGUUUAAAUAACUCUUACCAAACAUUAUCACCUAAUGCUCGUAGCGGCCGGCCGAAAAUUUCUUUCCCCGGCAAGCGGUGUGCCUCUUUUUUGUUUUCCUUUCAUUUUCCCAUUUCUCUUGAGGUGGCAAAACGGGGCGGUCGUCACUCCAGCGGGUCGUCUCCAUCUUCAAGCGCCAGCGCACGCUUUCCUCCCAAACCAGUUUGUCUGACCCGCCCGGCCCGGGCUCGUCGUAGCGGUCGCUAUUCAACCCCAAACUCCAUCGGCCGCGAUAUCGUUUCCUGUAAAUGGUUACAGCAACCAGCACUCGCUCUAUAUGGAUAAAGAUAACCUCAAAGCAAACAAAACGUGCGGUUGUUUAUUUCUAUUGAUGGGCCCGGUUCGUUCACGCAAGGCAAGGCACGCAAGUGCGACCGAAAAAAAAAGAAACAAACGUGGUUGAUCUGUUAUCUGUUCACUCUACUUCACCCCCGCCGCUUUCCACCAUUAUUGCUGCCUAUUGUUGAAGUGUGUGUGUGUUUUUUUCUUUUUGCAUCUAAGCCUCCACCAUCUCCUGGUAUUCUUCGGUAUCGUGUUUCCUGGCAUUUUUCAGUAGAAAGUUUCGCCCGAAUCUUGUCGAGUGCCACGGCUCGCGCUGAACGUUUGCGACGAUUGGUAAGGGAAAAGUGGGGCAAAUCGGGCAUGUUAAGCAGUUUACUGAGUAUUCCUUUGAAUAUGCCACAAAACACAAAUUAUUCUUACACUAUUGCAUGCCUCCAUCAUUUAUCUAUCGUUUAAAAUGGCCACAUAACCCGAAAAUGACUUAAACACAUGAAAAAAGUGUAAAAUAAAAGUUUGAUGUUUUACGAGAUGCUAUUUUGACAUGCGGGGUAAAAUGGAUAUAACCCUGGAGCAAAAUGGACAUUUGUAAACAAACUGUAAAACGUCAAAACACUGGGGCAAUAUGGGCCACAACAACUGCGACUUAGGUAAUGGUCUAUGCUUUUGCGCAGGUUUUGUAAAAUGCAUUCUCGUUCUAUCUUUUGUUUUGCUGUUUAGGAAAGCCCUUAAAACUCUUCCAAAAAUAUGUUAUCAAAAGUAAAAUAGUUUUUACGCGUUUCAAUCUACAAAAUCGAAUAUUUUAAAGAUGUGCCUGUUACCAUUAUUGUGGGGACAAAUACAACACCAUAGCCUCACUCACCAAGCGCUAUACGUCGAAAACAUCUGCCCAUUUUGCCCCACGUGAAGCAUUUUUAUAUUUUUUUGUUUUAUUAGUAAAAAUUAAUAGCAUUGCUUUCUUCGGACAAAUUGUAUAGAAAUAUCAUAUCUGAAAAAAUAUGAAUCGUGAAUCGAAAGUAUAACGAUGGCUGAUACCUAUAUUAGCAUCCUUAAUGAAUACUUUGAGUUAUUUCUUAAAAAGACGGGGCUUGAAAACUAAAAACAUGUUAAUACAGGCCUACAUGCCAACACACAUAAUCAGUAAAUAAAAAAAAAUCAGCUCGUAUCAAA